AUGACCGACCGGGACCCUCGCCCCAUCGCUUUCGCAGCAAUCACCGUCGUUGUACUCCUUGGAACACUAUAUUCGGUCGCCUAUGGAACUUACCUCGACACCUCAAAUCCUCUUCUCUCUCAUUUACCGCAUCCUCUUGGCCAGACGCAUUUUUGGGCUAGAAAAUCCAACUUCCUUAACGCCUACUUCAUAAAGAAAGCCUGGGGAUGGACCACAGCUGCUUUCUUUUUAUUGUGGUCAACGAGUCCAUCAUGUGUACGCUCUCUGUCGAAAGUGGUCCAGUGGUUAGUGGAGACCGGUUGUUGGUUAACAUUUACGACUUGGUUUUUCGGGCCUCCCCUUAUCCAUCGUGUUGUUCUCGCUUCAGGAGGAGAAUGUUUGGUUGUUCUUCCCGCGGGAGAAACAGUCUCAGUUCCCACCGAUUUUUGUUUCACCAGGUCUACCGUAACGCCAGAGAGCCAUCCCGAUGUCUUCGCCAAUUCGUUCGUACCCCCUGAUUGGAAAGGUGUUCCUAGAUUGCAGAGGGGCCACGACGUUUCAGGUCAUAUAUUCCUUCUUACGAUGUCUGUUUUGUUCCUUGCCGACCAGUUACGAGCGUCGUUACGCUGUGGUCAAUGGACAAUUGCGCACAAGUUCGCAAUAACAGUGAAUGCGGCAUUGAUUGGCAUCUGGCUCUUUGCUGGUGGGACCACCAGCGUUUAUUUCCAUUCACCUUUGGAGAAGGUGACGGGUUAUGCACUGGGCCUGCUUGGCUUUGCCGCAACACAAUUACCCUUCUUCUCUACAACACCCAAACAACAUUCAUCUUGA
Molecule: messenger RNA, 810 nt
Organism: Marasmius oreades (fairy-ring Marasmius)
Lineage: Eukaryota; Fungi; Basidiomycota; Agaricomycetes; Agaricales; Marasmiaceae
Exons: 2
Coding region: 1-810 (269 amino acids)
Biological process (GO): lipid storage; lipid droplet organization; phospholipid biosynthetic process
Cellular component (GO): endoplasmic reticulum membrane
Source: RefSeq, a predicted model, not a curated record